Messenger RNA from Drosophila ficusphila, 3458 nucleotides. It is a transcript of the gene SCaMC, whose product is annotated as putative calcium-binding mitochondrial carrier F55A11.4. Gene Ontology annotation, biological process: transmembrane transport. The record is from RefSeq and is a predicted model, not a curated record. NCBI's taxonomy places the organism in Eukaryota, Metazoa, Arthropoda, Insecta, Diptera, Drosophilidae. The transcript has 8 exons. Bases 297 to 2051 code for a protein of 584 amino acids. Gene Ontology annotation, cellular component: mitochondrial inner membrane. Gene Ontology annotation, molecular function: ATP transmembrane transporter activity; calcium ion binding.
CUGUGAAACCAAAAUUCGAUUUCGCUUAAAAUUAAAGAGUUCUCUAUGUUUUCCCUUUACGCCAAAUAGCCACAGGAAUAGCGUAAAACCAGACAAACUGAUCUAAAGCCCAUUUAAUAGGCCACCAUUUUUCCACUUAAUUCCCCGAGCAGUCCAAAAUGUGCCGGCCAUAAAAGCAGAGCAGCAGUUAUCCCAGCACGUUAUCCCCUAGAGAAAUCGAGAGACUAGCAAACCCAGAGAUAUCCUUCAGCUGCCAGUAAAAAACUCGAGGUAAACUGUAAACACGAGUGUGGAGAAUGGUCAGAAAGCAAGUUGGAAUCGAACACAGCGCAUCCUUAGCAGUAAGCAAGCAGCAGGAUCAAACGGAGCAGGACUACAAGUUGAAGGAUCAGAAGCCAAAGGAACAGGAGCAGCAGCGCAUCGACUUAGACUUGACGCCGGAUCCGGCCAACAACAAGAACAACUUCAACUUCGCCCAGCAGGCGCAGGCCACCUACUCCGCCCGCACCCUAUCCGCCAGCUAUGAGCACGGCCAGAAUCUCGGCCUGCAACAUGCCCAUCUCGCCGCCACGCCCUACGACCUGUACGAGGUCGCCAGCUCCGGCUCCAUCCUGCCCACCGAGAUCCCCAUCGAGGACGAGGAGCGGCUGGAGCGGAUCUUCAAUAAGCUGGACCGCGACGGCGACGGCAGGAUCGACAUCCACGACCUCUCGGCGGCCUUGCACGAGUUCGGCUUGUCGAGCGUCUACGCGGAGAAAUUCCUUCAACAGUCGGACAAGGAUCAGAGCGGCAACGUGGGCUUCGCCGAGUUCCUGCAUUAUGUGCGGGAACAUGAGAAGAACUUGGUCCUGCAGUUCUCGCACCUAGAUAAAAAUCGUGAUGGCAAAGUGGACUUGGAGGAGCUGAUUUCCGCAUUCAAGGACCUGGGUCUUGAUAUUGACCUGGACGAGGCUAGGAAUCUGCUCACCAGAAUGGAUAAGGACGGCAGCCUGAACAUUAGCUUUAACGAGUGGCGCGACUUUAUGCUCUUGGCGCCCUCGACGGACAUUCACGACUUAAUUAAAUUUUGGCGGCACUCUACUUACCUCGACAUAGGCGAGGAUAUGAAUGUACCUGAUGACUUCACACAGAAAGAGAUGCAGACGGGCCUCUGGUGGCGACAUUUGGUGGCGGGUGGCAUUGCCGGAGCAGUUUCCCGGACGUGCACAGCGCCGCUGGACAGGAUCAAAGUGUACUUGCAAGUACAAACGCAAAGAAUGGGAAUCUCAGAGUGUAUGCACAUCAUGCUGAACGAAGGCGGAUCGCGGAGCAUGUGGCGAGGCAAUGGCAUCAAUGUGUUGAAGAUUGCCCCGGAGACUGCCUUCAAGUUCGCUGCCUACGAACAGAUGAAGCGACUGAUCCGCGGAGACGACGCUAGCCGGCAAAUGAGCAUAGUGGAGCGUUUCUACGCGGGCGCCGCGGCAGGCGGUAUUUCACAGACCAUCAUCUACCCCAUGGAAGUAUUAAAGACGCGACUGGCGCUCAGAAAGACGGGCCAGUACGCGGGCAUUGCCGAUGCCGCGGCCAAGAUCUACAAGCACGAGGGAGUGCGCAGCUUCUACCGCGGCUACGUGCCGAACAUCCUGGGAAUCCUGCCCUACGCCGGCAUUGAUCUGGCUGUGUACGAGACGCUGAAGCGACGGUACAUCGCCAACCACGACAACAACGAGCAGCCCAGCUUCCUGGUGCUCCUGGCCUGUGGCAGCACAUCGAGCACACUCGGACAGCUCUGCUCCUACCCGCUGGCCCUGGUGCGCACUCGGCUACAGGCACAAGCCGCCGAAACAAUUGCCAAUCAAAAGCGGAAGACGCAAAUACCCCUGAAGAGCAGCGACGCGCACAGCGGCGAGGAGACGAUGACGGGUCUGUUCCGCAAGAUCGUGCGGCAGGAGGGCCUGACGGGACUGUACCGCGGCAUCACGCCCAACUUCCUCAAGGUGCUGCCGGCGGUGUCCAUCAGCUACGUGGUGUACGAGUACUCGAGUCGCGCCCUGGGCAUCAAGAUGUCGUGAGGUGUCUGCCUUAAGCUCGCUCCUCCGAUCAGGUUAACUCGGCUCGGCCCGGCCGCCCGGCUGCGGACCCGCUCUGCAGGGCGGAUCGGGCUGCGGUCGGGAUGGCGGCCGGUGAUCCCCGGACGCUGAGACGCUGUGCUCCAUUUUGUAUAGUAGUAGCGGUAGGUUAAGUCGGCCAGCCCGCCACUCGCUCUCUGCUGCAACGAGCGAACGAACGAAUACUCGUGAUCGUGACUCGUGCUGCUUUCCUUAAGUGUAAAACAAAACUAAACAACAGGCCUCUUCCACGUUCUGGGUUAUCCUUUUAAGUUUUUAUAGUUGAAUUAGUUUGGUUAUUUUCUUAAAAUACAAAAUAAGUGAUACUACGGCUAAUUUAUUUAUAAAUGCGAAUGCGAAAAUGUUACAUUUUGGCGCGUGGUGGACGCGACGCGACGCGAGCUAAUCCCACACAUUUCUUAGGCUAUCCUGCUGCGACCUACAAGUAGGUUUAGGCCACACUAUCUCUUAAGUGCUAAUUUAUUUACAAUUGUACGUAGGCUACGUCAGUAAACUGCUAAAAAGAAUGAAAACAGAAAACAACAAACACAUACCAAAAAACGGAACCGGCUUCGAAAAGUUUCACGGGUUUUCAGUUUGUCCCAUCCGACACUGCUUUCGAAAGCGAAAUAAAAGCGUAAAUCAGAGUGAGCGAGGCAGGCUGAAUGCGAAUGCGAAUGCGAGGGAAUUAGAAGUCCAAUCGACGGAUAUUCGGCAGCGUUUUAAGCUUAAACACAAAAGACAUUAAAACUACGAUGUACUCGUUUUUGCUUAGAUUAAUGGAUUACACAAAAUAAUGAGAAACACUUAACGUUUACAAUGUGAUGAUAAUAGUUUAUAAUAUACACAUAUAUACAUAUACCUACUAUGAUACCGACUUGUAAGCCUCCAAGUUGUCGGCGGCGAGGCUGAAAAAAUUGUAGCAUUUUAUUUGUUAAGUUUAGUAACACUUUCUCUUAGAUCGUAUUGCAAUUGAAGCCAACGAGAUUAAUUGUGACUAAAGCUAACAAACAAAACAAACACAACAACACCCACACACACCCGCACAUACAAUGUAAUUUAUUUUAUAUAUCAUGUGAAUCUGAACCCGAACGCAAAACAGACCAAUCUUAAGUUCAAUCAUAUUUUAUACACACUGUACGGUUCUGAAUUUAAAAGUAUAUGUAUAAUUUGUACCUUACUCUUAAUUAGCCAAUUGAAUUUUGUACGUCUAUAGUGAAAGUAAUGACUCUUUAAAUAUGAUUUUUUAUUAUCCAAAACAUGCUUUAUCACAGCACCGCAUUUUAAUGAAGUCUAUCACGUUUGAAUCAUUUGUCCCAUUUGAUCAUUAAAUACCAUGCAAAUAAAUACAACAAUUAAAAUGAAAUUUAA